GACGCUUCCUGCAGUGUCAGGCGGGGGGGGGCUGACAAAGGGGCUCCGCGCAGGCAGCCGGCGAGCCAGGACCCGGCGGGCCCCGAGGGAAUUGCCAAAAUGCGUUGGAAUUCUUAAAUGAUUCCAAACCAGAAGUCUGUUUGGGAUACAAAAUCGUAAGAGCAGAAGAAGCAGCAGGAAGGAUUCGGUGCCAAUGCAGCAACAAAAAAGACAGCCAGAGUUAGUGGAAGGAAAUCUUCCUGUGUUUGUGUUUCCUACAGAGCUUAUAUUUUAUGCAGAUGACCAGUCAACACACAAGCAGGUGUUGACUCUAUAUAACCCCUAUGAGUUUGCCUUAAAAUUCAAAGUUCUUUGUACAACUCCAAAUAAAUAUGUCGUUGUCGACGCCGCAGGUGCAGUGAAGCCUCAGUGUUGUGUUGAUAUUGUGAUUCGUCACAGAGACGUUCGGUCUUGUCACUAUGGCGUGAUAGACAAAUUCCGUCUCCAAGUGUCUGAACAAAGCCAGAGGAAAGCAUUAGGGCGAAAAGAAGUCAUUGCUACACUACUUCCAUCUGCAAAAGAGCAACAGCAAAAGGAAGAAGAGGAAAAAAGAAUAAAAGAACACCUGGCUGAAAGUGUCUUUUUUGAGCAGACUUUGUGUCAACCAGAAAACAGAUCUGCCUCAUCGGGACCUAGUUUACUAACAGUCUUCCUGGGAAUAGUAUGCAUUGGAGCACUAAUGCUGCCGACACUGGGGGAAGUGGAAUCCUUGGUGCCUCUCUACCUCCAUUUAAGUGUGAAUCAAAAGUUAGUGGCUGCUUAUGUUUUAGGUCUCAUCACCAUGGUUAUCUUGAGGACAUGAGUAAUGACGUAAUUAAAUGUAAAAAAAACAACCCCAACCUUAUCUUACUAUAUAUUUACAUCAUGAAUGUGGACUGCCUUUUACUCUCAUGUGACGCAUUAAGAUGCUAGAAAAGCUAUUCAGUGAUUUAAAAUACUUUCAAAAGUGUAAUAUAUUUUAACUAUGUAUAACUAUAAAUAAACGACAGGACUCUUAGGUGCUUCUGUUACAGCUAUGGAAUGUUUAGUGAUAGCUGUGAAAUUAUUUUGAAGAAACUUUUAUAUCUACAUCUACUGUACAACAGACAUAUUAAAGCAACAUUUGUUAUUUUAAAUUCAUGUUCACAUCAGUGUUUGAUCACUAUAAAAGCAAACUGUUCAUUCGGAAAGGUUCAUUUGUUUAUUCCAUUGCUGUAAGUACAGAGGUUACUACGUAACAUUUUAUGUAUAAAUACCAGCAUGAUCAGAGUUUAUGGAAGGCUUGUCAUUUAAGAUGCACUUUGAAGUUCCAUCACUAAAAACUAUGAAAUAAAUACAUUAAGUUUA
Molecule: messenger RNA, 1365 nt
Organism: Gopherus flavomarginatus (Mexican gopher tortoise)
Lineage: Eukaryota; Metazoa; Chordata; Testudines; Testudinidae
Gene: MOSPD1
Product: motile sperm domain containing 1
Exons: 6
Coding region: 194-841 (215 amino acids)
Cellular component (GO): cytoplasm
Source: RefSeq, a predicted model, not a curated record